Capsella rubella is the source of this 1818-nucleotide messenger RNA. Its product is annotated as berberine bridge enzyme-like 1. The record is from RefSeq and is a predicted model, not a curated record. Lineage: Eukaryota; Viridiplantae; Streptophyta; Magnoliopsida; Brassicales; Brassicaceae. Gene Ontology annotation, molecular function: FAD binding; oxidoreductase activity. The coding region runs from base 51 to 1655 and encodes 534 amino acids. The transcript has a single exon.
ACAAGACCAAAGAGAGAACAAGAGAGUUUCGUUUCCGGUAACAAAUAUAAAUGAAGCUCUCUUGUUUUGUCUUUCUCAUAUCCUUCUUAUUCGUUUCUAGUUCCAUUGCCACGGCUCCGCCCAACCCUAUCUAUGACAGCUUUCUCCAAUGUUUCAGCAACCACACAGGCGCUCCUCCGGAGAAGUUAUGCGACGUCGUUCUCCCACAAAGCAGUGCCAGCUUCACCCCGACACUACGCGCCUACAUCCGAAACGCGCGUUUCAACACUUCCGCGUCUCCCAAACCUUUGAUAGUUAUCGCGGCUCGUUCUGAGAGCCACGUCCAGGCCACCGUCAUCUGCACCAAAUCUCUCAACUUCCAGCUCAAAACUCGCAGCGGCGGCCAUGACUACGACGGCGUUUCCUACAUCUCUAACCGCCCUUUCUUCGUACUCGACAUGUCCUAUCUCCGUGACAUCACCGUCGACAUGGCCGACGACGACGGCUCUGCUUGGGUUGGAGCCGGCGCUACCCUGGGCGAGGUUUAUUACAGCAUUUGGCAGAAGAGCAAAACUCACGGAUUUCCCGCCGGAAUAUGUUCCACAGUAGGCGCGGGAGGUCACAUCAGCGGCGGAGGGUACGGCAACAUGAUCAGAAAAUACGGACUUUCAGUUGAUUACGUCACGGACGCCAAGAUCGUAGACGUGAAGGGAUGUGUCCUCGAUAGGAAAUCGAUGGGAGAGGAAUUGUUUUGGGCGAUUCGAGGAGGCGGAGGGUCGAGCUUCGGCGUCAUCCUAUCUUUCAAGAUAAAACUCGUGCCUGUCCCUCCGAGGGUGACUGUUUUCAGAGUGGAGAAAACCCUCGAAGAAAACGCACUUGACAUGGUCCAUAAAUGGCAGUUUGUUGCCCCCGAGACAAGCCCGGAUCUCUUCAUGAGGCUAAUGAUGCAUCCCGUGACGAGGAACGCUACUCAGACGCUUCGAGCGUCGGUGGUGGCUCUCUUCUUGGGAAAACAGAGCGACCUCAUGUCUCUGCUGACCACAGAGUUUCCCGAGCUUGGUCUGAAGCCGGAGAACUGCACGGAGAUGACGUGGAUACAGUCGGUGAUGUGGUGGGACAACAAGGACAACGCCACGAUGAUUGCACCGGAGAUCCUGCUGGAUCGAAACCCGGAUUCGGCGUCCUUCUUGAAAAGGAAAUCGGAUUACGUGGAGACAGAGAUCAGCAAAGACGGUUUAGGUUUCCUGUUUAAGAAGCUCAUGGAGGCUGGGAAGCUAGGGCUAGUGUUCAAUCCGUACGGAGGGAGAAUGAGCGAGGUGCCUACGACGGCGACUCCGUUCCCGCACCGGAAGAGGCUUUUCAAGGUCCAGCAUUCGAUUAACUGGAAAGACCCCGGCACCGAAGCGGAGAGCAGUUUCAUGGAAAGGACGAGAAGCUUCUACAGCUACAUGGCUCCUUUCGUCACCAAGAAUCCAAGACACACGUAUCUCAACUACAGGGAUCUUGAUAUCGGGAUCAACACCCAUGGCCCAAACAGUUACAGAGAAGCUGAGCUUUACGGCCGAAAGUAUUUCGGUGAUAAUUUUGAUCGGUUGGUCAAAGUCAAAACAGCCGUCGAUCCUCUUAACUUUUUCAGGGAUGAGCAGAGCAUACCUACCAAGCCAUCCACAAGCUAAAUAGCUGUCUAGGGAUCAUUUAUAUCGUAGUAGCUAAUUUAUACAGCUUGUAUUUUAUCAAAGUACAUGCUACGACCAACCAAGUCAGACAAAUUUGCGGCACAAAUUGCUAGACAUACAAUAACUGACAAUAUAUUUAUUUUUUGAAAAAACUGUGGUGUCU